GUGAGUAGAGGUGGACGUGAGAACAAACGCGUACGGUCCGCCUUCUCUCCGAUAAAUCCCUACCAGCCCCGCCCCUAGCCCCGCCCCCACCUCACUCCCACCCUCCCACCCCCACCGCGCUUGUCUCGGCUUCCCGGCCUCCCUCGUUCUCUCCUGCCGGAAGUGCCUGGAAAAGCUUCCGGGUGGGCACGGGUCUGAGGCAGCGGCGGCGGCGGCGGCUGCUGCUGGGGCGGUUGGAGGGGGGCAGCGGGGCCAAGCUGGGGCCAGUUCCCAACGGCUGAGGCGGAGGAGGGCGAGGGGAAAGGCUGCCGCAGGGCGAGGGAGCGAUGUAAGAGGCCAACGCCCAGUACUGAACUAGAUCUGUAAUGAGAUGGAGUCUGGAGCCAGUUCUUUUCGAGUGGAAUUUCCUGAUUUUUCUAGCACCAUUUUGCAGAAACUGAACCAGCAGAGACAACAAGGACAGUUAUGUGAUGUUUCCAUUGUAGUCCAAGGACACCUUUUCAGGGCUCACAAGGCUGUUCUCGCGGCCAGCUCACCCUACUUCUGUGACCAGGUGCUACUGAAAAACAGCAGAAGAAUAGUUUUGCCUGAUGUCAUGAAUCCAAGGGUUUUUGAGAACAUCCUUCUCUCUACUUACACAGGACGGCUAGUAAUGCCUGCUUUGGAAAUUGUCAGUUAUCUGACAGCGGCCAGCUUCCUCCAGAUGUGGCAUGUGGUAGACAAAUGCACUGAGGUUUUAGAAGGAAAUCCUACAGUCCUUUGUCAAAAGCUAAAUCAUGGCAGUGAUCAUCAGUCACCCAGCAGCAGUAGCUACAAUGGCCUAGUUGAAAACUUUGAGCUUGGUUCCAGCGGACACCCAGAUUUCCCUAAAACCCAAGAACUGAGAGAUGGAGAGAAUGAAGAAGAGAGUUCUAAGGAUGAAUUGUCAUCCCAGCUAACUGAACAUGAAUAUCUUCCUAGCAACUCCUCAACGGAACAUGAUAGACUAAGUACUGAAAUGACCAGUCAGGAUGGUGAAGAAGGGGCCAGUGAUAGUGCUGAGUAUCAUUAUACAAGGCCCAUGUAUAGCAAGCCCAGCAUCAUGUCUCACAAACGUUGGAUCCAUGUGAAGCCGGAAAGAUUUGAACAGGACUGUGAGGGUGUCGAUGUGCAUGCUGCUUAUGACGAGCACCAGGUCACUGAAUCAAUCAAUACUAUUCAGACAGAUCACUCUAUCCAGUCUUCAGGGGUGGAUGAGGAUUUUCACAUGGGUGAAAAAAAAGUUGAAGCUGAGUUUGAUGAACAAGCUGAUGAAAGUAAUUACGACGAGCAGGUUGAUUUCUAUGGCUCUUCUAUGGAAGAGUUUUCCGGAGAAAGAGCAGAUGGGAAUCUUAGUAGCCACAGACAGGAUACGAUUAUAGCAGCAGGCUAUAGUGAUAGCAUUGAAAUGGUGACAGGCAUUAAAGAAGAAACUUCCCACUUGGGAUUCUCAGCUGCUGACAAGCUGUACCCUUGUCAGUGUGGGAAAAGCUUCACUCACAAGAGUCAGAGAGAUCGGCAUAUGAGCAUGCAUCUUGGUCUUCGGCCUUAUGGCUGUGGUGUCUGUGGUAAGAAAUUCAAAAUGAAACAUCACCUUGUUGGCCACAUGAAAAUUCACACAGGCAUAAAGCCAUAUGAGUGUAAUAUCUGUGGGAAACGAUUUAUGUGGCGGGACAGUUUUCACCGGCAUGUGACUUCUUGUACCAAGUCAUAUGAAGCUGCAAAGGCUGAGCAAAAUACUACUGAUGUUAAUUAAAAAUAGGACAUGGAUUUUUUUUUAGUGGUGUGCACAAAAAUAAACUAUUAUAAUUAUGCAAAUUGUGUGCACAGAUGAUGUGUGGUACUUGCUAUUAUGAGACUAGCUUAAAAAUUGGAGGAUAUUUCUGAAAGACUGUAUGUAAGUAGGCCAAUUUUUAAAGUCUAAUUUCUCAAGUCAAUAUGCUUCAGUCCUGCCCUGAGAGUUCAGUCUCUGCUAUCCCACCUCCCAGCUAACUUUUCAACCUUCAAGUCAGUUGUUAUAUAGGUGGGCUGUUUUUGUUUUAUUUUGUUUUUAAUGUAGCCACCUGCAUUUAGUACUGGGCUGAAAAUGUAAGGUUUUGGGUUGUUUUUUUUUUUCCCAGAUAGUAACAACUUUUGGUCACUCAUGACUUGGUCCUGUUAAAAUGUUAUUUUGCCUUUAUUAAUGAAACUUGGAGUAGACAAUUUGUUUAGGUUAAAUAGCUAUCUCACCAAACAAAUCCUCUGCUAUGUAAAAAGCUCAAAUGAUACAGCUCCUAGAAGGAGAAAUUAAGUAGAAUUCUUUCGUUUUAAGUUUUAUCUUUUUAAAAGCUAUUUUAAUUAAAACCAUGAAGGAGGAUGCAAAGUAGGUAACAUUCUAACUUGGUUCAAUAGUAAUGUGGUACAAGCUUCAUUUUUUUUGUUUGUGAUACUACAGUAAUGUAUAUCAAGUUCUUGAUAUAACCCACACAAGGUUUUAUAUUUUAGUAUACUAAAGUUUAAAAAAUUAUAUCUAGUUGUAAUUCACUAGGUGUAGAACUAAUUACCAGAAAUUAGUAUUUCUAAUUGGCUUGAUGUUCCAGUUUCCUGUUCAUGUGAGUGACUGGAAGCUACCACUCCAGCAGAAUUCCUAGGUGAGCUCUUCAUAUUGGACCUGCUGUGACCCUGAUUAUAAGUCCUACCUGCUGCUGCUCAGAGUUGUGGGCCUAUUGCAAAUAGUUGAGCUUUCUAAUGAAAAUCUGUCGCUCAUAGGUAACAGGGAAGAAAAAAUUACAGAUAAAGCUUAUAGUUAAGGAGCCCUUGUGUUUCAGGAGUUAGGUUUAAUAUAGCCCAGUAGCUAUGAAGCCACAAAAGACUAGAAACAGAAUGCAGCAUGAGUGAGGCAGAGAAGAGGUGGUAACAAAUUGUUUGGGUGACACAUUGUGUUUUCUGAUUCAGUGUCACCCAACUUGAGCAUCGAUACCUGUAUGAAAGGAGGUGGUAGCUCUUGAAAACAAAUAGAUUCACAGGAGCCCAUGGUGCAAGUCUUUUUAGGGAGCUGGAAAGUAUUUCAGAAUGGAAAAGAAGAAAAAAAUCCUGAUUUUAGUAGAGCAGUUUGGAGAGUCAAGCUCCCAAAUUAUACUGCUGCAUAAAUUAACAAGUCCACACAUCUGUACAUAUAGAAAACAAGAAAGUGGCAAUUCUGAGAUUUUUUUUUCUCCCUACUAGUCUGAUGUUUUGGACUGAAGACUGCUUUUCAGAAAAAAAAUAAAUCAUAUUCCGAAUACUCGUAAGCUCUGUGAUAUACCUAGAUUUCUUACUGGGGUGGGACAGGGUGCUAUAAUUAUACUAACUUCUUUUGACUUACUGGUUGAUUGUUUCCAAAUUUUAAGUAUAAAUAUUUUCAUUUUGUAGGAAAAAUAGCUUUUCUUUGGACUCUUAACUAAAAUCUGGUUUUAAAAAAUUGGCUUUGCACAAAUAAGGUUGCCAUUGCUGGCAAUGGACUUGCUCAAACUGCUAUCUCCUAGGAAUUCAAGUUCUGAACACUGUAUGCGGACAAAGGGAAAGUAGCUCACUCUUGUAAUCAACGUAAUUAACAGGGAUCUACUCACUAACACUGUAUCCUUCUCAAUAUAGAAAAGCACUUUGUAUUUAAAUCUCUUUAUACAUAUGUUGUUUUUUAACCUAGAAACUAUAUAUUACCUCCUGAUUGAUUGCCACAUUAAUACUGUUUCCUUAAUAUUGAAACAUCUGCCAGUUGCCAGUCUUUUUCUUUGUUUACAUGACUGGAAUUGUGUAGAGGUGACUAUACAAUCCAACUCAAUUCUUUCCUACUCUUUGAAGUGGUCCUAGUCCUUUUGUGUGAUAAGAAAUUGCUUUAUGACUAAUAUUAUUAAUGAUGUUGUGAAACAAUUACUUCUGCCAAAUAAAUUCACCCUCUGCUGAGGUGUUAGCAAAGUAUAUUUCUUAUCUAAUUUGAAAGCUUUCCUUUAAAAAAUUAGGUUGGGAAGUUUUUUAAGAGUUUGAGGUAGAAACUACAAAUAUAGGGAAUGCCUGUCUUUCAACUGUUCAUUUCAGCGAAACAGUCUUGUCUUGAAUAAUUUGAAGAUUUUUUAGUCUCUUUCACUACUUUCUUAUUUAAUCUCCAAAUCUUUAUCCUGUGUCAUCUCUGACAUCAGUUUUUGCAAGGAUUUAAUGUUAACUGCAUUUUACUUUCUUCAAAUAAAUUGGUACCUUUUGUAGGAGUCCUGAUGUGUAUACCAACUGCUAAUUUAUAAUUCUUAUUUUUAAAUCCAUGCCCAACUUGUCUGUUGUCCUAUGCAGUUUAUAUAAUAUAUUGGGUUUCGUUUAAAAAAACUGGUAUGUGUAAGCAAAUCAACCCCAGACACUCUUAGUGGGACCACUCUAAUGCUGACCCCAUUCAGAUAGCACAAAAUCUUCACCCAGCGUGAGUUGGGCUGGGGGAGAGGGAUGGGGUCAGGAGGCAGGGAGAGGCUUGAAGAAGAAUGCUUACUAUAUCUAUUAAGAGAGAAAUUUUGCAAACCUUACCUUUUCAAGAUAAAAUAAUUCUAUCCCCUUUGGAAUCCUCUCUCAAUUACCAUCUUGGUGUUGAGGAUGAUUACCCUCUCUCUUUUUUUCUCUAGCCUCAGCAUUGGUUUAGAAAUAUCUUUUUUCAAAAUUAUUGUGCAGAAGGGAGUGGGAGAGGUCACACUUAGCCUUCUGUAGAUACAGUAGUGACAUCAUCCCCUUCAGUAUCGACAGUUUUUGUUCAAGUCUUAGCUUGAGCUCUUUCCCUCAUCCUGAUUUUUUAAAAAAGGCUCCACUUAAUGAGGACUGUGAAUGUUACAUGACAUUAUUAAUGCUAGCACUUAUAUCAUGCUUUUAAUUUUAGAAGCACUGACAGGACAUGAAAAUCAUCUACUUCAUAAGGUAGAUAUCACCAUUUUACAAAAAAAGGAACUGAGACAAAGGUUAAGUGCCUUUUCCCAAGGCCACCCUGGGAUCAUAUGGAAUUAACCUCAGGAGUUCUUGGGUCCCAGCCCUUUGAUUCUGACUACUAGACCAGACCUUUCUCAGUUCCCUUCUUAUGGUCACCAGUUCAGACUGAAUAGAAAAGAAUUUAUAACUAAUAUCCCCUUGUUCCCCCUCCCCCAGUUUAGGGGCGACAACCAAGUUUUAAGGCUAUUAUUCUUGAAGAGCCCAUUAGGAUACUCCCCAAAACUCUAUGGUCUAGUUCCUCUCUUCUAUAUGUGGUGUGCAUUGCCAGGUACUUUGGAAGUGAAAUUGGAACAUGUGUACACAAGAACAACAUUGAUACCUUUUCUUCUCCUAGGGCAAGAGGUACUACAGACUACGUGUAUAAAGAUUGAAUAGAGUUCAGAUACUGCCAAAUCAGGGUCUUAGUUUCAUAAGGUCCAUGUUUUGAUGACUUGGGAGUAGUAAGGAUUGAGACUAAGCCCAUGCAGAAUCUCCUCCAAUAUAAUCUUAAGUGAAUUUUAUUUGACUUGUGCCACUAAUAUUUAUUGAAGAUGCUAUAUUGGGUUACUAACUCAGAAGGUUCCAUCUUUAUUCAGCGAAACCAGAGAUUUUCUCUGAAAAGGCAAAGUAUUUGCUACUUAACUAUUUCAAUGAAUCUGUUUUUAAUUUAGAAUAACUAUACUGAACAGUGCCCUGAGGGAAAAUGCUGGAACACAUUUCUUAAAAUGUGAUUUUUUUUUUUCCUUGCUUGAAGCUUGUGUCAUAUGUCAGUUGUUGCUGCUUUGUUUCCUUUUUUAUAGGGUUUCCAAUAUUUCUUCCAGAAAUUUACUUUUAUUUAUGCAAGUCAGGUGAAUCUUCCUUGAGCUACAAACAUAGUUUUAUUCUAAGGAAAUUGUCAUUUAAGGUUGCAUAUCUUAUUGAUAUUUUGUGAAAUGUUAUGCCUGUAUUGCAAAGGUUGAAUAGUUUUGUCUUUAUAUAAUAUUGCUGUCUUCACUGUACAGCAUGGUUUUACUUAAUUUAAUGUUACUGUUUAAUAUUUUCUUCUUAUAGAAGAGACCAUGCCCUUUUGUAUGACAUGUUUUAAUAAAUGUUAUCUGUCAACUUCGUA
Messenger RNA from Trichosurus vulpecula (common brushtail), 6079 nucleotides. It is a transcript of the gene ZBTB43, whose product is annotated as zinc finger and BTB domain containing 43. Gene Ontology annotation, molecular function: protein binding; RNA polymerase II cis-regulatory region sequence-specific DNA binding; DNA-binding transcription factor activity, RNA polymerase II-specific. Bases 371 to 1774 code for a protein of 467 amino acids. NCBI's taxonomy places the organism in Eukaryota, Metazoa, Chordata, Mammalia, Diprotodontia, Phalangeridae. Gene Ontology annotation, biological process: regulation of transcription by RNA polymerase II. The record is from RefSeq and is a predicted model, not a curated record. The transcript has 2 exons.